CAACUACAAGAUGCCCUAACAUCAUGUCGGCGUAUCCGGAUGUCGACGUAUAUAAAGCUCCGUCCUUAUUCUCCAAUGCCAUAAACUAGUCAACUCGUCAACAAGAUGUUCCUCAACUACAUCCUCCCCCUCUUCUCUCUCUUUUCCUUCCCCCUCACAACUGCAUCACAACCACCAACCCCCAACCUCUCUUACCUCUACACAGCCUACGUCCAAUGUGACGGUAACCUACUUGAAGACCCCGGUCCCGUUAGCCCUGCUGGGGUCCGAAAGACAAUCCCAAUAGUCGGCGGGAACUUCACCGGGCCGCGUUUAUCAGGCCAAAUCCUCAACGUCGGCGCAGACUGGGGCAUCACAGACCCCGCAACAGGAAUCUUCUCUGCUGACACGCGAUAUAACCUCCGGACGAACGAUGGGGAGGAUAUCUUUAUACGGACGUCAGGGCCGAAGUCGCCGUCAGGGCAGUUGCAUUUGAGAAUUUUGUUGGAAACGGGGAGUGAGAAGUAUUAUUGGGUGAAUAAUAUUGUUGCUGUCGGGGUCUUGACGAAUGUCGGGAAGACGGCGAAUUCGUCGCUGCUUAAGAUUGAUGCUUGGAAUUUUGCAUCGGACUGGAAUACCACCAAGUUCGUUAAUCAGUAAUCUCUCUGCGUUAAUGCUGAGUGCACGGCCAGUCACCACAUUCUCAAGGACUGUAUAUAGCAAUCUGUACAUAGACACAGCCAUUCAAAAGGAUUGUACAUGCA
Messenger RNA from Aspergillus ruber CBS 135680, 743 nucleotides. Its product is annotated as DUF3237 domain-containing protein. Bases 106 to 639 code for a protein of 177 amino acids. The record is from RefSeq and is a predicted model, not a curated record. Lineage: Eukaryota; Fungi; Ascomycota; Eurotiomycetes; Eurotiales; Aspergillaceae. The transcript has 4 exons.